Cylas formicarius (sweet potato weevil) is the source of this 9560-nucleotide messenger RNA. RefSeq lists its product as uncharacterized. The record is from RefSeq and is a predicted model, not a curated record. NCBI's taxonomy places the organism in Eukaryota, Metazoa, Arthropoda, Insecta, Coleoptera, Brentidae. The transcript is spliced from 3 exons. The coding region runs from base 409 to 5382 and encodes 1657 amino acids.
UGACGUAGUUGAAGCUAGCCGCCAUUAUGCAGUCUUGUAUCACUAAAAGUCGAAAUUAACCAAAAUAAAAACAAAUCCCAAGUUUUUUGCUACAGCAAUAUCGUGGUGAACAUAUUUUUAUACCUUUUAAUUCUUGGAAGUUUUAUCGGUGCCGCUCGUCUAAUUUCAGUGCCGCGUCUUGAUGCGGGAGAAGUGUUUUGUGAUUUAAUUAUUAGCCAAUAAUCAAAACAAAAACUUGAAAAGGACGCAACGCAAGGGUUCCUUCUUUUGAACAUUUGAAACGCGCCUUCGGAAAGAAAAAUAGUUGGAAAAUUGACGGUCAGAUAGAUCCCGCCCGUCAAUCUAACGUGUCGAAGAGGUUAGAAUAAUGGCUUAAUCGAAGCGUGGCGGCGAACUAACGACGGCAACAUGAGCGGCAGUCCCCAGGAGUUGUCUUCUUCGAGUAGUGCCCCGUUGCCGGACGACGGUGGACUCGAUUUCCAUAAAAAAGACGAUAUCGACCUAAACGAUGCGAAACCGACGUCUUCAACUGACGCGGACACCUCCACGAAAUCCACCCAAGAACCGUCCGACGAUCCCAUCAGCAGUACCUCGUCCGAUGCCGAUCAGAUUAGGGGCCACGUGACUUCGGUCGAAGAGGACGUCGAACUGGAGAUAAGCAUGUCUCAGCAACCGUGCGGGGAGAUUACGGAAAACGUCGACGACCUGGUUAACGAUUUGGAGACCCUUUUGGGCGAAUCGACGGACUCCUUCAAUAUCACGUUCAAGUCUACCACCAGAUCGGACGAGAGUGUCAAAGCCGAAAUUAAAGCGGCGGCAGAGGAUAAAGGGCCUGUCGAGUCCACCGAAACCGAAGCUCUAUAUACUCUGGAAGCAGCUUCUGACAUCAAUGAAGUUGCAGAAUUGAUCGAGUCUUCGUUACCACCUAACAUAGAAUCUUCAGCGGAAGUUGCAGCGGAGAAAAAUUACGCCGAGGAUCAAGUCGAAGUUGCGUUGAAAACUGACGCGGAAGUCGCGAGUUGCAGCGCGUCCACAGAAAAUUGCGACCCGCAGAAAGACGAAAACCGAAGUGAUAAUGAGGAAAACGCGACUCCAACGGUUACAGGCAGCGGUGCAAGCGUGACUUCAGAAGAGGCAGUUGUAAAGGAGGAGGAGGCGGGCGCGUCCGAAGCCAAACUCGACGAACCGGAAGUCGACGAAGGACCUCCCGAACAAGAAACGGCAGAAAGUAGCUAUUGCGUCGAGCCGGUUGCGGAAGAUAUCGCGGAGAAGGUUGUUACUGAAAACAUUCCUGAUAAGUCCGAAACAGGGGUAGAUGCAGAACAGAGUUUGGCUCUCGAACAGACAGACGAGCAAAAUGUCGAAGGAGUUGCCGUAGAACAAACUACCGCCGACGGGGGUCUUGACGAAUCUCAAGCGGAGGUGGAAGAUAAAUCUUCAACGGACUUGGGAGCCGGACCUCAUAUCGAGUGUUUGGAAAGUUUAGAAGCUGCACGAGACGGCGAUUUGGAGCAAACGGAAAAUAUUGUGACGCCAUCUGACGACGCUGAAAAUGCUACGAACGUCACAGAAUCGGUGGACCAAGUUGUGGGUGAAAGUGAAGACGUUGAAGUUUCCGAUCCGAAAGAACCUGCCGAUCCGGAUGAUGAUGAAGCAACGAGGCUUGUCGCGGAGCAGACUAGUUCCGUUGCAACGAUAGAAGAAGAUCCAUCUGAACUGGUCAACGCAGCUGUGGAAGAUGAAGACUUUGUAGCCGAAGCACUUCCACAAGAUCCGGGCGAUUCCAAACACGAAGAAAACAUUGAAGAAAUAUCCCCUAACAAAGAACGCUUGGACAGUACCGAAAAGGUCGAAGAGACCACGGCGGAGAGAGAAGACGUUGAGUUUUGUGUUUCUCAACAAGAGAUUACUGAAGAAAUUCCCGAAGAAGAAGCGUUCGCCGAUGAUGCACAUCAGGGCGUGAACGAACCCGAUAAGUUAGUCCAGUCUGUGGAUGACGUCGCCUCGGAUAAGCAAAUAUCCGCGGACGCUGUCAUCGAAUCUUCCGAUGCGGGACCGGUUGAUGCCGUAGCUGAAGUUUCUAAUGUAGAAAACGUGCCGUUGUGCGUCGAGGAAAUUGCAGUAGAAACCAGUGACGAGGGUCAAAAUGAAAUUAUCGUAACUCCCGUCGAUCAAGAUCAAGACAAAGCCGAGAUCGUCGAAACCGCGGGAGAAAACGUCGUGGAAAACGCGGCCGGAAGCCUGGAAAGCGAAGUGUCCUUGAACCAGGAGCUGAUCGCGGACCCCGAAGCGAACUUGGAGACGAUAAUGGCGGUGGCGAACCUCCAGAACGACCCUAUCGUCGAAAUCCAAGCGAAAACGCUGAGCGAGAGGGAAAUCCAGGAGAUGGAGACGCUGAGGUUGGCGGUCGACAGUAUCACGGACGCUCGCGACAGCUACCACGACGAAAUAAUAAUGCAAAAUCGCAUCGUGGGCGAUCGGAUCUCGAAUGAGCACUCUUUGAACGAGCCGCUGACCAUUCGCAUCGAGGAGUCCGAGAAGAAAGUGAACACUUACAGUCCGAAAAUCACGAUCAAACCGAUCCGCGUGCCCGACGAGGAAGUGACCACCACGUCCGAGUCGGAGCUGAACAAGGGGAGCCUGCGGAUGACCAUCACCAAGCAGUCGGACACGUUGUGCUCGAUUCUGAAGCCGUGCGACGGCCAAGACGACGUCGCGGAGGCGGACGUCAACGAGGCGCCCAUACCGAAGCUGAUCAUCAAGUCCAAGAUGCAAGUCGUGGACAGGCAACACAGUCCCAAAAUCGCGGGUCAAGGCGACGCGAGUCCCUUAAAGAUAACCAUCAAGGGACUAAAAGGGGAGGGGGAGGCGAAGCCGCAGAGCCCGCGGAUCACCAUCAAACCGAUUCCGAAACCGUCGGAAAGCGAGGCGUCGGUGCCGAAGGUCACCAUCAGACCGGUGAAGAGGCAAGACGAGCCGGGGGAGGACGAGAGGUCCAGUCCCAAGAUCACCAUAAAGCCGGUGGUGAGGCCGAACGACACCGACUUUCCGCGCACCGCGUCUCCCAAGCUGACGAUAAAGCCGUUGAAAAAGCCGGACGCGGACGCGUCGAGGGGAGUGAAACGGCACGAAGAGUUCGACGACGACGAAAGGUCCAGCCCCAAGGUGGUCAAGGCGGAACAUUCGGAUCAGAGGACGCAAGACGACCCGGUCAUCAAGCCGGUGGUGGCGGAAGUGGAAUCGGACGAGGACGCCGCCAAAGGGAGGAUCGUGUUGAAGAUUAACAAGGGCAACAUCCCGGGCCAGCCGAAAGAGGCGAAGAAGCGGGAGUUUUGCGGCGACGACGACAAAUCGGAGAAGUUGGCGAAGAUAAAGUUGAAGUUCUCGAAGGAGGGCGGCCACCCGCACAUCGUGCAGGACGAGAACAACAAGCGGCUGAAGAGGGACCACGAGUACGCGGCCAAGGACCCCGAGAACUCGGUGAACAAGCGCCAUUCGGACGCUUCGUACGCGUCGAAAAUAUCCGAGCUGACGGCCAAGCAGUUCCACGUGGAGGUGCCUCCCACCAUAGUGAACGUGGCGACCGUGGCCACGCCCGCUCCCAAGAAGCGCGGGAGGCCCAGGAAGGUGCCGCUGCAGCCUCGCGAAGAGUUCAGCCCGAUGCCGUCGGCGAGCACGUCGCUCGUGAGCGUCGACUCCUCCGAGCCGUCGCAGAGCGAGUCGGAAACGCCGCCUACCGGCGGCCGGCCGAAACGCAGCUGCCGCGGCCAAAACGUCAUGGCCACGUUGGGUAUUAAACCCAGAAAGCCGAGGGGCAGGGGUCGGGGCAGCAAAGUCAACAUGGGCGACCGCCUGCCCGCUAAAUUGGACACUCCCGAGCACACUCCGAAAGCUCGAGGCAGACCCAGACUGGUGCCCAAAGUCGAGGAAGCGCCCGUGGAGGUGGUGGUGUCGGCCGAACCGAUGAUCGCUAUCGAAGAUUCAAAAAACGAGCCGGUUCCUUUUUUAGGCGAGCGAAACGUAAAAAACGAAAGCGACACAAGCAUAAAAAGAGAGCCCGAUCCGGGAAUAAGCGAGGAGGAGACGAGCGCGCUUCAACGCCAGAAGGCUGAGAAGCGGAUGAAGCAGCUCGCGCAGCUGCGCACCAAGAUGGCCGAGAAGCGGCUCAAGGCGGCGGAGAUAAAGAAGAAGCGGGUCGAGUCGGCCAAAUUGAAGCGGAUGUCGCGGCUCCAGGCCAAAGAGAACGACGACAAGGCGAGGAAGCAGCUGUUUAUAAACAGGGCGUUCAAUCCGAGCUUCGCGAUGCACGCUGCGAAGCCGCCCGAGGAAGCGGAACCGGAACAGCUCGAGGUGGGCGUGGCCGCUAACCAAUCGAUACUCGUCGUGGACGAGGAGACUAGGAUGAGCGCCGACAGGGACUCGAGAGGCGCGACGCCUGCCAAAAACGUCGCGGCCUCGGAGACGGUCGCGGAGGAAUCUCAAAGCUCGAUGCACAGUACCGGUACCACGGAAAGCGGUAGCGGCAAGACCGGCGGCUCCUCUUCGAAGCCGGGCAAGCCCCGCCUCGAGGUGCACCAGGAAACCGACGCCGCUUCCAUCACCGUCGACCAACUCGCCGAGUAUUCGUGGAACGGCGACGGCCCGUUCAUGCUGCAAGAGCAGGUGGCCCAGUUCUUGGGCAUCAAGUCGUUCAAGAGAAAGUACCCGAACAUUCCCCGGCGACCGGUCGACAUGCAGGAGCGCGAUUUUAUCCGCGAGGCCGGCAUGGCGACCGAAGCGUUGUGCGACAUGGGCCUGACCGCGGUCAGCGGUCAGGACAUCUUGGACAUCAUGUACGCCGACUUUCAAGACAAGUACGAGGAGUACUGCCGAUGCCAGCGGGAGAAACAGGCGCGGGAGUUGGCCAAUAAGCAGAAGGCGCUCUCGCAGCAGGCCAAAGGUCACGAGCGCAGGGACAUAAUGGAGCAGGCGGUUCAGUCGGCCGCCCAGUGGAACCAGCAGUUCAACAGGGACAGGAGGGACCACAGGAAAGCGUCGAUGGACCUGCAGUCGCUCGCGGUGCAUUAUCCGAAGGAGAGGCUGAAGAAACUCGAUAAGGACAAGGUGGGCGACUUCCCGGUGGCCCUCGUGCCCGGCCAGUUCACCGAUUUCUACGAGGAGUUCACGCCGACGGAGCUCAACAAUUUGCCGCUAAACACCAUGUGCUACGACGAGGUGAGGGGCGGGUCCGUCGAGGCGUCGGAAGAUUCCGGGUCCAGUUCGGACUCGGACUCGUCCACGUCGUCGUCGACCAGUUCGGACUACUCGAGCGAUGAGGACUGUAAUUUGUGCGCGACGAAGGCGCACGUCAAGAAGCCCAUCGUGACGAAGGCGAGCGGCUGAUCCGUCGGACGCCAAGGGAAUGUUUAUUUUUUCCUUUCUUAAAAGUGUAGGUUUGAGUGUAGGCGUUUGGCGGGGCUGGUCACGCGGUGCGGCGCAGUCUGGGAAAAGUUUCACUCCUGGGAAUACGCGAAGUCUUAUUGUGGCUAAAGUUGCUUUCAUGCUAGGCGGUUGUCUCAUAAAUUCUAUAUUUUCUUUUCAUGGGUUUCAUGAUCAAAGUAAGUGUAUUUUGAUAAAGUUUUUGAAAUAAUUUGAGUUUGAGAAGUAUCUAAAGUCAAAUGAUUCGUGGAAGCUGUCAAUUUGGUCUACUGUUGCUUUAAGGGUUGGUCUGUGAAAUUCCUCCUUGAAAUUGCUUCGAAAUUCUGUGAUUAAGUGUAAUUAGUUAUAGAAAUUUCAAAAAACCUGAUUAGCAAUUUAUUAUCCGGGAUGCAGCCGACUUGAGCUUUACAGAGUCAAUAAUAUAAUAAGGUGCUGAGUUAAAUAUACUUAUUGAUCCGUGACAGCUUUCGAUAUUACACCCGUUUCUACAUUGACUCAAAGUAGAAAACCCAUGCAAAAUUCUUGUAAAUAUGCGAAGUCUGGUUACUCUUUCCCAUGAACUGUACUGUUGCAGCAAAAGUGUUAAAAGUAUCAAAGUUGUUUUUUUAUGAUAGAACCUUAUUUUUGGAUUUUAAAAUCAACAUAAGUGUAUUUGAAGAAGGUUUAUGACAACUAAAUCAUGAGGUUUUUUUGAAAUAAUUUGAGGUUCUUCAAGAAGCACUCAAAGUAUGUCAGCGAAAACUACACUAGAGUGCUAACAAUACACCAUAUCUUAUAACCCAAUUAUUAAAAAGUUCUCACCUUAUAUACCCUAAUCUAGUUUAAUAGCAUAUAGUUGCCUACAAUAUUUAGAAAUGUCUAAUAAUGCAUUAAAGCUGUCAAUUUGCUCUAAAAAGUGGCUAUCAACUUCGAUACUUUUUAACAUUAGUUAGAAAAUCUGCUGUUAGUGUAAUUAGUAAGAGAAUUUUCAGAAAACAUGAAUAGCAAUUUGUUACCCAGGGUAUAAUGACAAAUAACUAAUCAAAAAUAACACUUGAAGAUAGUGAUACUGCUGACUUGAGCUUUCCAGAGUCCAUAGUGGCUUAUGUAGUAAGUAAAAUUUUUUUUAAUCGAACCUACUUUACAUGAUUUUUUUUUUAUUCUACUCUUAAUUUUAAUUUUUCAAGAAAGAAAUCAUUUACUCUUUCAAAACAUAUUUAUUUCAUUUAUAAGAAAUAUGUAUUAUAGGUGAAAUAGAUUGAAAAAAUAAUGAACAAUAUUUGUACUACCCUUAAGUAAAAGGUCGGCGAAGAAAAAAUAUUUAAACCGUUAAAAGUCUUGCAGAGUUUAAGCAAAAAAAAACAAACCUUUUUAAAUAAACAUAACUUCUACAUAUUUUUGCUGCCACAAACCGGAAAGAGGGGACAGUUUUACAUUCCUAUUAUGUAUUCCGCCUGACAUUAUGGUGUGGUCUUAUUUUUUAUGCUUUAAAACCCGUGGGAGUUUUAGGGGUUUCUAUACUUUUUUCUCACCGUGUCAUUCGCCAGAUUUAAGUUGAAAACAUUUUGAUCCAAAAUAUAAAAUGUCCAUUUUUAUAACUUGAAAUGCUCAAAAGUAUUUUUAACAUGCAUAUUCGGAACAUAGGAAGCUUAAAAACUUUUUCAAUAUAAUGAGUAAUUUUUAUUUUAUAACUAACUGAAUUUUAAAAGUGGUCACUGUAAAUUUUGCUGACUGUACAUGCAGAUCAACAAAAAUUGACAAGUCAAACAUUGACAAAUUUGAACCAACCCAAGGGUUCAAACACGCAGCUUAAUUGCUCAUGAAGCACUUCUUCUCACUUCUUCUUACGUCACCCUAUAUGUAAGGGAAAACCACCAUAAUGGACCAGAUUUUGUUUCUCAAUUUUAUAUAGGGUGAAUGACAAUGAUACCACUAUAAUACUAAUUGACUACUACAGUAGUAACCACAGAAUAUAAAAGAAAAAAUAUCUCGCUGAACAAACGCAAUAAUAUUUUUCAACUUACCAGAGAAUGUACUUUUCAGUUACCUGUCAAAUAGCGUUGAGGGUGUAUAAAUUAAUGUUUUCUUGCAGCUGCCACUUUUGUCCCAUUGCAUUAUUUUUUAUGACUUGGAUCGGUAUCGUGGUGUUUGCAUAAAACAAGAGAAAAGGUCCUAAUAUGGACCAUCUUUUAUAUAUUUUUCAAUAAAUCUCCAAUCUCCGUCAAGUAAGAAGUAAUAAAAAAACUAAAUCAAAAAUAGUAUACGAAAUUGACAGCUUCAUUAAAUUAUUUGACAUAUUCAAUGAAACUUUUAUUUAAUCAACACCAGCAAAAAGAGUUUAAUCAAGUUGUACCUACUGAAAUAAGUUAAUUUUUGUUGGACAUCUUACAUAAAUUAUUAAAAGUUUUUUAUAAUUGGGAAAUACUUUUCACGUUUUUGGGAAAUUAAAAUUAGUUUACAUUUGUAGAAAACUCAAAUUAUUUGGAAAAAACAUUAAGAUUUAGGUAUCAAAAAAGAAUUCAAAAAUGCGCUAAUAUAACGGAGGUUAUGUUUUUUUUUUUAAACUUUGCUACUGUAACACUUUUGGGACAGCCUGUAUAGUAGGAAAGUAAUUUGAAAAAGUAAGCAUAACAAAAAUUCCCACUUCCGGGCCGUACUUUGUGAAUGGCCCUGUACACACGGGGCAGCUCAUUGCUGGGGGACACUAUUAUAUCUCCGGAGGGUGUUUGCUUUAUCGAAAAAUUUGGUACGAUGAAAAUAGUUGCCAUUAUAUAGUGUGUUUCAUAAUAAUGCCGUAACACCUGACUUCCUUAUUUUAAACCACAACUCACACCAGAUUUUAGACUUCACAGAUUUCCGAAUGUUGAAACUUUUUAUAUUCCAUCGUAAAUAGAAAACUAUUGAACUAAAAAUAAACGCUACUUUUUCUUUUCAAAAAGUAUUGUCCGCAUCAUUUUUAAAUUAAUACAUAUAAGUGUUAUUAAAUCCGCAGACUUUCAAAACGGGCAUAAAAACUACGUUUUUGAAAUUUCAUUUCUAAUUUAUUUUUCUUUUCUAUUUUAAUUGAAUAAUUUUCUUCUGCAAAUUAAGCCAAAAAAAAGCAUCCGAUUUUUUCUACAUUGAAAUCUUGUGCCUUAUACCUUAUAACCUAAGCCAACAAACCAAACGACUUGAUAAAACUCAUGCUUACGUCACAAAAUGGACGGUGAUUAUUCUGUGCUCGUGUGACACCUUAUCAUUACCUACUGUCAUAUGUCAAAAUUGCUUAGGGCGCCAUCAAACAACAACAACAAUGUUUUUCAAUAUAUUGGAAUCUUUCAAAUUUAAUUUAAAUUAUCUAAAUUCAAGUCCUUAAGAGCGCGAUUCUUAAAAAAAAACCUUGAUAAAGAAAUUUUAUGUCGGUGUAGUUCCUUAAUCGCUUUUUUUUUUAUAUGCAGGGCGUGGUAGUUUAUAAAAAAAACUUUUUUUCUCUAAUUUCCAUUAAAAUCGCUUUUUCUGGCAAAAAAUAUUUUUCGGCAUUCGCCAGUGGCUUUGGGGUAAGCACGACACUGAGAAAAAAGAUACGUACCAAAAAUAACCAUUUUCAUCAACAAAAUGUCCGAAGCAGUUUCAACGAGAUUGAGCAAAAACCUUUUUUUUAUGUUUCAAACGCCCUGUAUAUUAAAGAUAAAGCGAUUACUGGCCUAUAUUGAUAUAAACUUCUUCUGUAAGGUAAAAUAAAUCAUCUCAUUAUGGAACUAAGGGUAUUAUUUUUUCCCAUAACAUCAAAAAUGAUUUGAUAAUAUACUGGGAGCUCCGACAACUUUUGUAUUUAAAUUAUUUCUAUAAAAUAUAAAUCCUUACGGAGACGUAAAAGAAUCCCAAAGCGAACCGCGCCGUAUAUGCUUUAGGAAUAUGAAUAAUGAAAGUUAUUUUUAUAAAAUAAAUGGAUGUUUAUAUUUUAUGAUGUUAUGGAAAAUGUUUUUUUUUUCUUCUUUCUGAAUAUUUUAUGUUUGAUUUUUUUAGAGGUAAAAAAGACAGAUGUAUUUAUUUUUUUCCUUAUAUAAAGAUUAUUUCGGCCUGUGUUAGUUUAGCGUAACUAAUGUAACAUAUAACGAUACGAAAAUAUAAGCAGUUUAUAGAGCACAUGUUUUUUCUAUUUUAUAAUUAAAUGUUACAAUUUA